AUGGGGAACAACAAUGGUACAUAUGAAGCAUUACUAGAAGAAACUAAACAAUUGCUUAUGCAAAGAACUGGCAUGUCACAAUAUGACCUAGAAUUAUGGUACAAAGCAAUAUUCGAUCGAUCAAAAAAAGGAAAAUUAUCUAAAGAACAAAUGAUUGCAAUUUAUAAAGAUAUGAGUGAACUUGAUUCAGCACGUAUUACCGAAGUUGUUGAUUCAUUAGAAAGAGUUUUUGAUGAAGAUCAUAGUGGUACUGUUGAUAUCAAUGAAUUUAUGCGAGGUUUUAUUUUAACAACAAAAGGUGAUUUAGAAUCAAAAAUAGAUUAUACAUUUCGAAUCUAUGACAAAAAUGGUGAUAAUCAAAUAUCUGGUGAUGAAAUUAAAAAAAUGGCAGAUGCUAUUUUACGAAUGUUAGGUAGUGAUGAAAAACAAAAUGAUAAUGCAUCACAUGCUAUUGUUCAACAAUUUCUGGGACAAUUUACAGGUGGUGAAAAAGGAGUUAUUUAUAAACAUGAUUUCAUUAGAACAGUUAUGAACAAUCAAGAACUUUUAGCACUUAUUUCACCAUUUUGCGCUUGUUCACAUCAUUAUCACCGUUAUUGGUGA
This is a messenger RNA of Rotaria sordida, 603 nucleotides long. The record is from the annotation of a GenBank genome assembly. Lineage: Eukaryota; Metazoa; Rotifera; Eurotatoria; Philodinida; Philodinidae.